AUGUUCGAUAUCACCACACCUACCCUCUUUGGAAAAAUGACGCUCAGCCCCAUGUUGCUGAAAGCCUCCGUUAUUUUUUAUCUUUUUCUAUUUACUGUUCCCUUGGCUUCAUGCCAUAGUUGGGUGGAACAACUUAUGAACAUCGCCCCUAAUGGUACAUUCGUUGGCGAGCCCGGAUACCCCAGGGGAAAUGUCAAGCGGACUGCCCCAGGGUUCAGCGAUACCAGGAUGACCUAUCUUUUGCCGCCAAAUACUCGCCCUAUUGGAACCGGUGUCCUUCCAGAAGACAAAAUGUGCAUGGAUACUCAGCGAACCCGGGAGCAAACCGCCGGGAGCCCACGUUUGAAGGCUUCCCCCGGCGCUAUGAUCGCUCUUCGCUUCCAAGAAAACGGUCAUGUUAGCUUGCCAGAUGCUCAGCCGGGAAAACCAAAGAACCGUGGCUUCGUUUAUGUUUAUGGGACAUCCAACCCACGCCCCGACGACACCCUCCUCUCAAUCCAUAAGGUCUGGAACUCGGCCGGUACCGGCGGCGACCGAAGAGGACAGCUCUUGUCACGGCAGAAUUUUGAUGAUGGCCGCUGCUAUCAAAUUAACGACCAGCCAAUCUCUAAAAUGCGGCAGCAGAAAUUCCCUCAUCAAGCAAACGAACUGAUGGGCGCGGAUAUGUGGUGUCAACAGGAUAUUGCGUUGCCGCAGAAUGUUCCUGCUGGGAAGCCUUACACGCUGUACUGGGUGUGGGACUGGCCCACCGCCCCAGGCGCAGACCCUGGGAUUCCAAAGGGCAAAGCCGAAAUCUACACAACCUGCAUGGAUAUCGACGUCGUUGAAAAACCCGCGUUUCAGAGAUUGGCGCUAGACGGAGAGCAGCAAGGGUACAUCCAAGGCCAGCCUUUGAACAAUGCGGCGAUUCAGUCACAGGUGGCCCAGCUGAAUAGCCCGCCGAUGAUCCCGACGGUGACAAGAUCGCUGGAGCCUACAACGUUUUCCACAAAGUCUCGGCCUUCCACCCAAGAUAGCAACACCCCAACCCGCAGCCCCACAGGUGUUCCUUCCAGUGCAGCCAUGCUCCCCACGGGGGUUUCUAGCGGCCCGCCGGCAAUCACUAUCAUCCCGCUGUUCCCCAAUACUACGCAGCCUCUGAGCAGCCCACAGCUGUCCCGUACCGAAACAAGAAAUACCGUGCUGCCCACUCACGCGGCGCACUUUCGAUUUCGCCGAAAUAGUGCAGUGACUGGACAAGACCUGCGGCCCGAGCCGGAAGAACACCACACAGCUCGCGGGACGAGACGCUUCAGGCUGUGGUAG
This is a messenger RNA of Ophidiomyces ophidiicola, 1305 nucleotides long. RefSeq lists its product as uncharacterized. The record is from RefSeq and is a predicted model, not a curated record. NCBI's taxonomy places the organism in Eukaryota, Fungi, Ascomycota, Eurotiomycetes, Onygenales, Onygenaceae. The transcript is spliced from 2 exons. Bases 1 to 1305 code for a protein of 434 amino acids.